This is a messenger RNA of Colius striatus (speckled mousebird), 2208 nucleotides long. RefSeq names its product solute carrier family 15 member 2 (gene SLC15A2). The transcript has 22 exons. The record is from RefSeq and is a predicted model, not a curated record. Gene Ontology annotation, cellular component: membrane. Gene Ontology annotation, biological process: transmembrane transport; oligopeptide transport. Lineage: Eukaryota; Metazoa; Chordata; Aves; Coliiformes; Coliidae. Gene Ontology annotation, molecular function: dipeptide transmembrane transporter activity. The coding region runs from base 1 to 2208 and encodes 735 amino acids.
AUGGUGGGAGACAAGGCGAGAGGGGAGAUGAAUGCUUUUCAGAGAAAUGAAUCCAAGGAAACUUUGUUCACUUUUAUUUCUGCAGGAGAUGAUCCUCCAAAAGGAGAUUUCCCUGUUCAGAAAAAAUCCCCGAAACUCUGUGGCUCCAACUACCCCAUAAGCAUUGCCUUCAUUGUGGUGAAUGAGUUCUGCGAGCGCUUCUCCUACUAUGGCAUGAGAGCUGUCCUGACUCUAUAUUUCUUAAGCUUCUUCCACUGGGAUGAGAAUCUCUCCACCGCUGUGUACCAUGCCUUUUCCGCACUGUGUUAUUUCACACCCGUCAUUGGAGCCAUCAUGGCAGACUCAUGGCUGGGGAAAUACAAGACGAUCAUCUACCUCUCCAUUGUGUAUGUGAUUGGCCAUCUGAUAAAGUCAGUCGGUGCCAUUCCAUCCCUGGGCAACCAGGCGGUUCAUGUGGUCCUGUCUAUGGUUGGUCUGUUUUUGAUCGCCCUUGGAACGGGAGGUAUCAAGCCGUGUGUCUCUGCAUUUGGUGGGGACCAGUUUGAAGAGGAACAUACCUCGGAGAGAAGCAAGUUCUUUUCCAUCUUCUAUUUAUCCAUUAAUGCUGGAAGUUUGAUCUCCACGUUUGUAACUCCUGUAUUAAGAGGGGAUGUGAAAUGUUUUGGAGAGGACUGUUAUGCUCUGGCUUUUGGUGUCCCAGCAGCACUGAUGGUGUUGGCACUCGUUGUGUUCAUUGCUGGAAGUGGACUGUACAGGAAAACACCACCGCAAGGGAACGUCUUACUGGAGGUGUGCAAAUGCAUUGGUUUUGCUCUUAAAAACCGCCUGAAGAACCGCUCCCGCCAGAUUCCAAAGAGAGAUCACUGGUUGGACUGGGCCUCGGAAAAAUACUCGAAACAGCUGAUUGGGGAGGUUAAAAUGGUGACACGUGUUCUCUUCCUCUUCAUACCGCUGCCAAUGUUCUGGGCCCUGUUCGAUCAGCAGGGAUCCAGGUGGACUUUGCAAGCAACAAAAAUGAAUGCUGAUUUUGGAAUAUAUGUCCUUCAGCCUGACCAAAUGCAGUUCUUAAAUCCACUUCUUAUUCUUGUCUUCAUCCCAAUUUUUGACCUUGGGCUCUACCCCCUGAUAAACAUGUGCAAAUUUAAUUUUACGCCUAUAAGAAAAAUGGCAACAGGUAUGAUCCUUGCAGGGAUGGCAUUUGGACUUGCAGCUAUUGUAGAAGUCAAAAUAAAUGAAACUGAUAUGCCUCAACUUGUCCCAGAAGAAAGUUUAAUUCGGGUCUUGAAUUUGGCAAAGAACCCUGUUCAAGUGACAAUCCAAGACCAGGCCCUAUUUCAGCAACCUGUGGAGGCUUUUCAGAACACAUCUGACUACUCAAAAUUAACAUUGAACAGAGAGCAACAGAACAUUCACUUCACCCUGCAACACCAAGGAUUGUCUCUUGCUUUUAACUACACCGUGAAGGAAAAAUCAGUAUACAGCUUAAUUGUUUUUGAGGCAGAGGGAAGCCUAUCAAGCCGCUUAAUUCCAGACUUGGAAGCAAAGCCAGAAAACGGCUUGGCAGCUGUUAGAUUCAUUAAUGGUUUGAGCCAAGAUGUCAACCUCACCAUUGAUGGCAAACAGUACAUUGCUGUUCAGAAAAACUACAGUGCUUCUGGGUAUUCACUGCUAGAGAGGGACAAGUAUAAUAAUGGAAGAUGCACAACUGAAACAGGAGACUUCCCCCUGGAGCUCGGCCUGCUUGACUUCGGUGCCUCGUACACCAUUGUGAUAACUAAUGUUUCUGGAAGUGUUGUUAAGACAUGGAAGUCAGAAGAUAUCAAAGCCAACAAUGUCCAUAUGGCCUGGCAGUUACCACAAUACUUACUAAUAUCUGCUGGGGAGGUGAUGUUCUCCAUUACAGGUCUGGCCUUCUCCUAUUCCCAGUCUCCAGCCAGCAUGAAGUCGGUGCUGCAGGCAGGCUGGCUGCUCACAGUGGCUGUUGGGAAUACCCUUGUGCUGGUUGUUGCACAGGCUGCACCAAUGGCACAGUGGGCUGAAUUUGUCUUGUUCACUGUUCUCCUCUUUGCUGUGUGCAUUAUUUUCUCCAUCAUGGGAUAUUUCUAUGUCAGUGUGGAUCCAGAGGACCUAGAAGAAAAGGAAGAGAAGAGAGAGACCUCAAGCAGAGGAAACAUGAUUAGUCUCGUUCCUCAGAAAACAAAGCUCUAA